AUGGAGGACCCACAGGUUGCGGUUGAGACACCGCAAGUCACCUUCAAAAAGAGAAAUCCCAAAAUCAAGUCUACCAUUCGAAAGCGAGCCGCCACUCCUCCGCAAGACGAUGACUCGGAUUCGGGGUUUUCAUCUUUCGAAGACGAGGAGGGAAGACAAAUCAAGCGAAGACGGAAGAAUGCCGGCGUCACCGCAUCGUCAAAGGUCAAUCCUGAAACUCGCGAGACGCCCGCCGAAGUAAAAUCGACGGCGCCCGUGAUUGCUGCUACGAACAGGGACGACGCUACCAAAGCGUCGAACUGGUAUGAUGAGGAUGGCAACCAAAAACCCGAGAACUCUUCUUCCAAGAGGCCAGAUAUGGCUGCUCCGGAUGGGACGUAUAAAGGCGUUGCAAAUUACCAGUCAUUCAUACAGAAGAAUCCUGAUCGCGCUCCGAAACAGGUCGGGCCCCUCAAAUCUUCGACCAACGUGAGGACGAUCACUGUCACAGAUUUUGCCCCCGAUGUCUGCAAGGAUUACAAACAAACCGGAUUUUGUGGAUUCGGCGACAAUUGCAAAUUCCUCCAUGCACGCGAGGACUACAAGCAAGGUUGGCAGCUCGAUCGAGAUUGGGAAAUCAGUACUAAAGGAAAGAAUCCGGCUGCCAAAAUGGUAGCAUCGGCGAAUCGCAACGCUCAGUCAACAGAGGAUGAUGAAGACGAUGAAAAGCUGCUUGAGAGCAUACCGUUUGCGUGCAUCAUCUGCAAAAAGUCUUAUACAAACCCCAUUGUCACGAAGUGCGGCCAUUACUUCUGUGAGGCAUGCGCGUUGAAGCGAUAUCGAAAAGAUCCCUCGUGUGCCGCCUGCGGAUCAGGAACGGGAGGGGUAUUCAAUGUGGCCAAGAAGUUGAAUCGACUAUUAGAAAGGAAACGGGAAAGAGAGAGGCAGAAGAGAGAAAAUGCUGCUGAGGACGAGGAGGGCGCAAAAGCCGCUUGA
Messenger RNA from Cladophialophora immunda, 975 nucleotides. RefSeq lists its product as uncharacterized. Bases 1 to 975 code for a protein of 324 amino acids. Gene Ontology annotation, biological process: snoRNA splicing. The record is from RefSeq and is a predicted model, not a curated record. Lineage: Eukaryota; Fungi; Ascomycota; Eurotiomycetes; Chaetothyriales; Herpotrichiellaceae. Gene Ontology annotation, molecular function: metal ion binding. The transcript has a single exon. Gene Ontology annotation, cellular component: U2-type spliceosomal complex.